This is a messenger RNA of Drosophila serrata, 732 nucleotides long. RefSeq names its product mediator complex subunit intersex (gene ix). Lineage: Eukaryota; Metazoa; Arthropoda; Insecta; Diptera; Drosophilidae. The record is from RefSeq and is a predicted model, not a curated record. Gene Ontology annotation, cellular component: mediator complex. Gene Ontology annotation, molecular function: transcription coregulator activity; transcription factor binding. Gene Ontology annotation, biological process: regulation of transcription by RNA polymerase II.
UAUCGAUAUCGUCUUCUGCGAAAAAAAAGAAAAACCCAAGCAACAUUGAUGUGUAAAUUGUUUGAUUUUCGAAGUGCAAGCGAAUAAUGAAUCCCAACAUGAACAUGAUGCCGAUGGCAGGACCGCAGAUGAUGCAAGUGCAAAUGCAGGCCUCGCCCUCCGGACCGCCGGUUCCUGUGCAACACCAGCAACAACAACAACCGCAGCCAAUGCAGGCCGAGAAACUAGACAACAUUUCCAGGGUGAAGACCUUGCUCGGACCACUGAGGGAGUCCAUGUUCCUCACCAUCCGAUCCAGUGCCUUUACGCUGCAGCAGAACAAUCUGGCGGAUAACCUGAAGCGGGACACCGGAGCCCACGUACCGCGCUUCGACAAGCAUCUGGAGGACUUCUACGCCUGCUGCGACCAGAUCGAGAUCCAUUUGAAGACGGCAAUGCAGUGCCUGCAGCAGCAGAAUUCGUCCAACCAUUACCUGCCCGGCCCGGUGACGCCCAUGCGCAUGGAGAGCUUCAUGCCGGAGAAUGCUGGACCCAUUCCGUACCCUACCUAUCUGAAUACUGUACGGGUCCAUGUGCAGUCGGCGAAGGACAUACACGAUACUCUGAUUAGCGCCGCACAGAAUAUUUCGCAGGCUGAUUGAUAGUUGUAGUGAUUAUUAUUAUUUAGUUAGGUCUAUUAUUUAACAAGUUAUGGUUACGAAUAACGAUAAAUAUACAUAGAAUGAUGCAUAA